AUGUCCCAGUCUACAUUGACCGUGGCCACUCGUGCCAACCACGCGGCUCUGCUGCCCGUGGUGCUCAUUGCCACCUCCAUCAACGAGGCCCGUCCCACCCCGGUGAUCACCAUCAACUAUGAGGACUCUGCCGUUCUGGAGGAGGGCGAGAAGGCUAUUGUCCAGCUGACCACUGGCUCCAGCUCUGUCUUUGGUACUAUCCAGGCCAUUGAGGAGCUGCGCGCCCAGUUCCCCUAUCUUGCUAGCAAGGAUCUCAGCCUUGAGAAUGAGUGGAUUUCCCAGCUCGAGUCCUUUACUCCCCUUGACUUCAAGGCUCUCGAUCCCGUUCUCCUCCGCCUCGACACCCACCUGCUCUUGCGUUCGUUCGUCGUCGGAUACUCCCUCUCCACUGCCGACAUUGCUCUGUGGGGUGCCCUCCGUGGCAACCGUAUUGCCGUGGCUGCUUUGAAGAAGGGUAACCUGGUCAACUUGACCCGCUGGUACCGGUUCCUGGAGGAGCUAUGCCCCUGGACUGCGGCCGCUGUCGAGUCUAUCAACGCCGUCGACCGCAAGAAGAAGCUGGCUAAGUCCAAGGAAGGUGGUAGCUACGAUAUUGACCUGCGCAACACUGACAACGGCGUUGUCACUCGUUUCCCUCCCGAGCCUUCUGGAUACCUCCACAUUGGUCACGCCAAGGCGGCUCUUCUGAACGACUACUUUGCUCACGAGAAGUACAAUGGCACCAUGUUGCUUCGUUUCGACGACACGAACCCCUCAAAUGAGAAGCAGGAGUUCCAGGAUGCUAUUGUUGAGGAUCUUGCGCUCAUGGGCAUCAAGCCUAACAAGAUGACCUACACUAGUGACUACUUCGAUGAGCUGUACGACUACUGUCUCGUGAUGAUCAAGACUGGUCACGCCUAUGCCGAUGAUACCGACAAGGAGACCAUGGCUGCCCAGCGUUGGGAUGGUAUUCCUAGCCAGCGUCGUGAGCUCUCCGUCGAGGAGAGCUUAGCCCGUUUCGACGAGAUGAAGAAGGGCGACCCCGAGGGUCUGCGCUGGUGCAUCCGUGCUAAGAUCUCCUUUGAUGACAAGAACAAGGCCAUGCGUGACCCCGUCAUCUACCGCUGCAACCCCGCUCCCCACCACCGCACCGGCUCUAAGUGGAAGAUCUACCCUACCUAUGAUUUCGCCUGCCCCGUCGUCGACUCUAUGGAGGGUGUCACCCACGCUCUGCGUACCAUUGAGUACCGUGAUCGCAACCCCCAGUACCAGUGGAUGCUUGAUGCCCUCAAGCUUCGUGGUGUGCAGGUCUGGGACUUUGCUCGCAUGAACUUCAUCCGUACCCUCCUGUCCAAGCGUAAGCUCACCAAGCUUGUUGAGACCGGUAUUGUCUGGGGUUGGGAUGACCCCCGCUUCCCCACUAUCCGCGGUAUCCGCCGUCGUGGUAUGACCAUCCCCGCUUUGCGUGAGUUCAUUCUCAAGCAGGGUCCCUCUCGCGCUGUGACUCUGUUCGACUGGGCUUUGAUCUGGGCUACCAACAAGAAGUACAUUGACCCCGUUGCUCCUCGCCACACUGCCGUCGACAGCAAGGAGAUCGUCAAGGCCACCAUCUCCAAUGCUCCCGCUCCCUACACCGAGCAGAAGCCCAAGCACGCCAAGAACGCCGCUGUUGGCAACAAGACCGUUGCUUUCAGUGGCUCCGCUGUUCUCGAACAGGCCGAUGCUAAGCUGUUCAAGCCAGAUGAGGAGAUCACUCUGAUGAACUGGGGCAAUGCCUUCGUUCGCAAGAUCACUUCUGAUGCUGCUGGUGUCAUCACCAACCUCGAGCUCGAGCUGAAUCCCACUGGUGAUGUCAAGAAGACCGAGAAGAAGGUCACUUGGCUCUCCACCGACCAGGAGCUCGUCCCUGUUGAGCUGGUUGAUUUCGAUUACCUCUUGACCAAGGAUUCUCUUAGCGAGGAUGAUGUUCUCGAGGAUGUCCUCAACUACCACACCGAGCACCGCGACUCCUGCCUGGCUGACUGUAACGUUGCCCAGCUCAAGGAAGGCGACAUUAUCCAGUUCGACCGCAAGGGCUUCUUCCGUUGCGAUCGGGCCGCCGCUCCCGGUGCCCCUGCAGUCUUCUUCAACAUCCCUACUGGCAAGGCUACCAAAUAG
This is a messenger RNA of Penicillium atrosanguineum, 2136 nucleotides long. Its product is annotated as glutamate--tRNA ligase GUS1. Gene Ontology annotation, cellular component: cytoplasm; cytosol; methionyl glutamyl tRNA synthetase complex. Gene Ontology annotation, biological process: translation; glutamyl-tRNA aminoacylation. The transcript is spliced from 2 exons. The record is from RefSeq and is a predicted model, not a curated record. Gene Ontology annotation, molecular function: ATP binding; glutamate-tRNA ligase activity. NCBI's taxonomy places the organism in Eukaryota, Fungi, Ascomycota, Eurotiomycetes, Eurotiales, Aspergillaceae. Bases 1 to 2136 code for a protein of 711 amino acids.